Messenger RNA from Ruditapes philippinarum (Manila clam), 3522 nucleotides. RefSeq lists its product as uncharacterized. The transcript is spliced from 6 exons. The coding region runs from base 1 to 3522 and encodes 1173 amino acids. The record is from RefSeq and is a predicted model, not a curated record. NCBI's taxonomy places the organism in Eukaryota, Metazoa, Mollusca, Bivalvia, Venerida, Veneridae.
AUGGAGGCAGCCGAAAACGCAAAGGACAGAGAUGAGGAAGCCUGCAGUCCGACCGUGAGUGAUCCACCUGGAGUUUUUGAAGCAUUGGAAGAGGAUUGCUAUAUUUUCAACCUUGAAAUUGUCAGCUUGUACUUUUCACCGAAAUGGUUCCAAACAAUGACUUCCAGGAAAGUCUGGAUGACAACUGAGAAUAGAACAGUGACCCUGGAGAGACAGGCGACUUCUAGGAAAGACUGGAUUCACGGUGUACAGUGGGUCGGCUCCCCGCUGUGCAGUCUUCGCGAGAAGACACCCGCCAAAACUGCUACAACACAACCGAACGAAGAAUACCCCCAGGGUCUUCCGAGAGGGGGGGAGGAUGAAAGACCUAAUAGGACUGAUUUCACGGUAACGAACACGGAACACAAACGGACUACGAGUGAGACUGAUAACAGCACAGCCAUCAUGUGCCCCUGUGGCAAGAUGUGCAAGAACAGGAGGGGGAUGAAAAUCCACCAGACUCGAAGUGGCUGUCAGCUACGGAAUACACAGGAACAACGCACAGUUAACCCUGGUGAGACGGGGGAGAUAUCUAGUCAGGUGCCGAACCACAGUGCUACUUGUCUCUCAGCUCCCGUGCAUUCCUUAACUGCAUAUGACAUCAAGAACGGUACAGCAAAUCCCACAGACCAAACAGAGCCGUCUGAGGAGCCAAUUCCUCCCACUGGAGAUGGAGAAGAGUCCCCAAUAUUUCGAACAGAUCGACCAAGGGUGACUUCAGGAGGUAGUUCUCCAAUCUUUGCACAAAGUAGACAGAGUACAACUCCACUCCAUGAAACACAGGAAGUACCAGACCAAGGGCAAGCUGAAUCAGACUCAAGACCACGACAACCGACAUCAAGCGACAGAAAACCGAAGAUCGCAUGGCCCAAUACCAACGACAGUAGCUGGAAGACGUUUGACGAUGACUUGGACCUGAUCCUUCAGUCAACAUUGUCAGGUGCUGUGGAAAGGAAACUACAAGUGUUGCCUUCCAUAGCCUACACCCUUGGAAGAGAGAGGUUCGGAGAAGUGAAGAAAGGAGAGUCAAGGAAGUCUCAACCGCGCCCAAACAGAAGGCAGUGUGAGAUCAAGAGGCUCCGGACAGAACUCCGUACUUUACGUAAGCGUUUCAAGGGUGCCAACCAGACUGAGAGAGAAGGUCUCGCCCAGUUGAGAGAACAGCUGAGGUCACGCCUGAAGACCCUCACUACGGCAGAGAGAGUGGCCAAAAAGAGGAAGACCAAAGCAAAGAAGAGAGCCGCCUUCAUAGCAAAUCCUUAUAGAUUUUCUAGGGACCUACUAGGAGGGGAAAAAUCAGGAAAGAUGGAGAGUAGUAAGACCGAAGUGGAGCAGCACCUACGGGAUGUACACUCAGACCCCAAGAGGCACGACCCGCUAGGCAACUGUGACAGAAUUCUUCCUGUUGAAGAACCAUCAAUUCCACUAGAUCUGAAGGAACCAACAUUUAAAGAAGUGACAAGUGUUGUUAUGAAGGCCCGGUCAUGUUCAGCUCCUGGACCGAGUGGCAUUUCCUACAAAGUUUAUAAAAAGUGCCCCAAGCUUCUGAGACGUCUCUGGCAACUGUUGAAAGUGGUAUGGAGGAAGGGAACAGUUCCCGACUGCUGGAAACAAGCCGAAGGUGGCUUUGUGCCCAAGGAGAAAGACUCUAAGACAGUAAAGCAGUUCAAGAUAUUCUUCUCAAUACUGGCCAACCGCAUGUCCUCGUACAUGUUAAGCAACCAGUACAUCAACACCUCAGUCCAAAAGGGAGGAAUACCCGGUUUCUCGGGGUGCGUGGAGCACACCAGCGCUCUAACGCAGCUGCUUCACGAGGCCAGGAUCAACCACAAAGAUCUCAGUGUCAUUUGGUUAGAUCUUGCGAACGCCUAUGGAUCGAUCCCACACCAACUGAUCUUGGAAGCUCUGCACCACUACCACAUCCCGGAUCAUGCCACAAAACUCAUCCAGAGUUACUUCAGCAACAUUCACCUGAGGUUCUCUUGUGAACAGUUCACAACAGACUGGAUUGAGCUACAGAAAGGCAUUGUGACUGGAUGUACCAUCUCUGUUAUACUGUUUGUGAUGGGCAUGAACAUCAUCAUCAAGGCAGCAGAGGUGGAAACACGAGGCCCAAAGACCAACUCUGGUAUCCGCCUACCAUCCAACCGUGGGUUUAUGGACGACAUGACCGUCACGACGGAAACUCACAUCCAAGCACGAUGGGUACUCACGGCACUAGAGGAAACAGCGACAUGGGCCCGAAUGCAGUUCAAGCCAGCCAAGUCACGAAGCCUGGUGAUUAAGAAAGGAAAGGUCACGGAAAGAUUCAAGAUGACCAUACAGGGAGAGGACAUCCCAUCCCUGUCCAACAAUCCAGUCAAAUGCUUGGGAAAGUGGUUCGACGCCACACUAUCAGACAAGAGCAGUCAAGCCCGUCUUCAACAACAGGCGGAGGAGGGGUUGAGAAGAAUAGACAAGUGCGAUCUUCCGGGGAAAUUCAAGGCUUGGGUGUACCAACACAAUCUACUUCCCAGACUCGUUUGGCCAAUGAUGGUUAACGAUAUUCCAACCAGUACAGUAGAGAAGCUGGAGCGGACUGUCAGCAAGCACCUAAGAAGAUGGUUAGGCCUGCCUCCAUCUUUCACCAACAUAGGUCUCUACAGCAAGACAGCAGAGCUACAGAUGCCCAUCAACUCUAUUUUAGAGGAAUUCAAAGUUGCUAAGACCAGACUUCUGCUAACGCUGCGAGAUUCCAAAGACGAGAAGAUCAGCGGCGCUGGCAUCGAGGUUAGGACUGGGCGAAAGUGGUCAGUGCGUCGUGCGGUGGAGCUUGCAGAGAGCAGUCUCAAGCACCAAGACAUUGUGGGAAGCACCAAAGAUGGAUGGGAGUCUUCAACACAGCAGGAAAGAAGAUCCCUAGUACAGACCGAGAUCAGGAAAGAAGCAGAGCAGGAAAGAAUGUCAAGGGCAGUCCAGCUAGGACCACAGGGAAACUGGACAAGAUGGCAGGUUCCAGAAAGGAAAUUAUCCUGGCAAGAGAUCUGGCAGUACGAGCCACUCAGACUGAGUUUCCUGCUUCGUUCUAUCUACGACAUGCUCCCAUCUCCUACCAACCUGUACCAGUGGAAGCUGAUUGACGACCCGGCAUGUCCAUUGUGUGGUUCACCAGGAUCACUCAAACAUGUACUCUCAUCAUGCCCCACAGCCCUAUCUGAGGGGCGCUACAGAUGGCGUCAUGACCAGGUCCUGUCUGAGGUAGCCCACGUCCUUGAGGCCGAAAGGAAGAAAGAGAGACCGAGGCCAAACCAGAACCCCUACAUCGGGUUCCUGAAGGAGGGAGAACAAGUACCCAAGUCAGCCCCAGCAUCGACCGGAAUCCUGAAUGAAUCCAGGUCAUGGGAAAUGAAGGCUGACCUAAAGGAACAACUACAGUUCCCCCAGGAGAUCGCCCAGACUACCCUCCGGCCAGACAUUGUGAUAUGGUCCAGGAAUCCUAAAUGA